AUGGAGACUCAUGAACAAGAGUUACCAACAUCCGGCGAUAUACUGCGUUUUUGGGAGGCGGCGAGGACGGAACACCGACUAGCCACCGAGACCGGACGUUCGGAUUCUUCGGCCUUGUCUGUCAAGCUAGCUAGCCGAGAGAAGACUAGCGUCCCAGGAUCCGUUUCAGGAGCUACUUCCGGCACUCAAGACGAACACAAAGUCUCAGCGCUGGCAGUGAGCAAACCACCGACAUGCUACAUCUGCAAACAAGUGGGACACAUGUCUUCCAGCUGCCCCUCCAGCCGCAAGAACAAUCAGAAUCCCAGGCCUGUGCCACAACGCUCCGCCGGCGCACCGAGUUUUCCCCCAUGCUCGGUGACGUACAACUUUGACCGGAUCCCCUAUAUUAAGCCGAUACAGCCAGACCAAAAGCCCAACACCUCCCAUCGACCACCCAACAACUUGCCCCCAAAGCCGGAAACAUCCAAUCUCCAGCCGAAGUCCAUCAAAUCAUGUCAGGUCAACCCAAAUCUCUUUGCCGAAGAAGACGAAGAUCCAACCAAGUACAUUUUCGACAAUGAAGAUCUCUCGGCUGAACCAUCUGGACACCGAUUCAACCUGCGCAAAAUGAUCAUCGAUUGUGACGGGCAGGAAGUCAUAUGGGAUUCCGGUGCCUCUGACAAUGUGACUGGGGAUAGGUAUGCAUUACAUGACUUCAAAUUGCUCGAGCAUCCUAUCGCCGUCAAAGUUGCGACUGACUCAGCCUGUGAUUACAUUACAGGCAUGGGUACCUUGAGAUUUGUCGGGACGAACGGGGCGAUCAUCGUAGUUAAAAAGGUUUACUACUGUGAGCGCGCUCGUUCUACGCUUUUAUCAAUUGCGGCCUUCAAGAAAUCUGACGCUCUGUUCAACGUGAAUGGAAACUUUGACUCGAUCAACCUAGUCUCACGCACGGGACGUGUCCUUCUACACAGCAAAUUUGACUCAAAGCGCAACACCUGGCCGCUCCCAAUACCCAUUCGGGCGAAUGUUUCCUCCAUUCCAGACUGUCUUGAUUCCCCUUCUUGUACCUUCAUUUCCUCGCCUGUCAAUGCAAAUUCAGUAUUCAAAUCCCCAAACCUAGUUGAACAUAGCCAGUUCACCUGGAAUCCAGAGGAGCUGACCAGUGAUGAGAAGACACUUCUUUUUUGGCACCGCCUGUUUGGGCAUGCAAGUUUGAGAAAAAUCAGGCGUCUAGUGAAACUUCAAUUGGGAUAUGGACUACCGACGACAAUGCCGACCGCAUCAAUCAAGUGCCCGGUUUGUUCCAUAUGCAAAGCGACGCGCACCUUGGCACUUGGCCCCACCAAGAGAUGCAUCGAUAGACUAUCGGUGGUAUGUGUAGACCUUAUGGGUCCUUUUGACACGCCAACUAUGACUGGAGGAAAAUUUGCGCUCACAAUUCGCGAUGUUUUCACGUCCUACAGUGAGGUCCGAAUUUUGAAAGCAAAGAGUGAAGCCGCGGAUAUGUUGAUGCAAACGCUGACCAGAUGGGAAACACAAGUGGGUUGCAAAAUCAAGAUCCUGCGUUCGGACAACGGAGGCGAAUUCGACUCAAAAGUUUUUGCUAAGUUCCUCACUGACAAGGGUAUUGUAGCAGAACGAUCAUUGCCAUACCACUACUUCCAGAAUGGAGCGGCUGAACAGUACAAUCGUACAGUAUCCGACAUGGGUCGCAGCAUCCUUUAUGACAGCGAACUAGGGAAGGAAUUCUGGGGGUACGCAUUUAUGUGGGCGGCCUGGACGAUUAACCACAUCCCAAACCAAAUCACAAAAGAAAAGACACCCUACGAGUUUUUCUUUGGCGAUAAACCUCAGCUGGACCGCACACGGGUUUUUGGCUCACGGGCCUACGUUUUGGUGGCUCCUGAGAAGCGAAAAAAGCUGGACGAUAGGGCUAUUGAAGGUUUGGUUGUUGGACAUCUCCCGGAGUCAAAAGGAUGGACCUUUUGGAUUCCAAAGACGAAGAAAUUGGUUUCAUCGGCCUGGGCCAACUUUGGCAGAAACUCCUUGCCAGCAGUUCCCAACGCCACUAAUCCCUGUCCGGUGACCAAUGCACAAACGGAGGAGCCAAGAGUCGACGCAUCACUCAAAGCUAAACAGUUACUUCUGAACGAUUUUUCACAAGAGGAACUGGUUGCGGCUCAAGAAAAAUCGGUUGACGACUGCCUAAUGAACUGCGCGAAUGAAUCCUACGAGGUCCCCUUGACAUUCAAAGCGGCAAUCAAGUCACCAGACGCAAUCCACUGGAAGCAAGCUGUCAACACUGAACUCGACAACCUCAAGCGGAAGAGUGUCUGGAGUGUACGUAAACUACCGGCAAACCGGAGGAAGCUGGGGCCAAAAUGGGUAUUUGCGAGGAAGGAGAAUGCUGACGGUUCUUUCAGAUACAAAGCCCGGUAUGUAGCGAAGGGGUUCAACCAGAAAGAAGGCACAGACUUCGCACAUACGUUCGCCCCCACCGCCACUUUCACAUCAAUGCGGAUUCUUCUCUCCAUCGCAGCGAAGAAUAAUUGGCCGAUUUACAAUUUCGACUUUGUGGCGGCAUACCUAAACGCCCUGAUUGACGAGGAAGUUUGGGUCCAGGCCCCGGAGGGUUUAGACGUCAAUGUAGGUGAAGCAUGCUUGUUACGACGCGCACUCUACGGUACCAAGCAGGCAGCACGCUGCUGGUGGAAACAUCUGAGUGGGACUCUAGCAGACUUAGGAUACACGUCAAGCUACUACGACUCAAGUGUUUACACACUCAGCAACAAAAAUAACAAGUCAAUCAUCUGGGUUCAUGUUGACGAUGGGAUAGUAACGGGAUCUUCCGACGCAGCCCUCAAAUUACUAGAGACUCAACUUAAAGGUAGUCUAGAAAUCAAGUGGAACGAGGGACUGACUAGCAUGGUGGGGGUGAAAAUCUCUAGAAGCAAGGCAGGCUUUGAAUUGACUCAACCACAGCUCAUUGAGAAGAUCCUCCGCGAAAGAUGGGACGGUGUCACUGUUCACCCUACGCCGCUACCCGAAGGUUACACGGCUAACACCGACAUGACCACACCUGGGAUCAACAGCUCUUAUUAUCUCUCAACAAUUGGAGGCCUCAGCUAUGUUGCGGUUGGAACGCGUCCGGAUAUAGCCUACAGCGUAAACUAUUUGGCACGAUUUUCCAGCAGACCCUCACAGUUACACUGGAAGGGCCUACGCCAUCUGCUUGGUUAUCUUGCAGAAACAAAGACGACCCCCCUCCGCAUACAUCCAACACAGGAAGAUGCGACACCUGUGGAAUGUUUCGUUGACGCAAACUGGGGUGGGCCAAACUCUUGA
Molecule: messenger RNA, 3330 nt
Organism: Puccinia triticina
Lineage: Eukaryota; Fungi; Basidiomycota; Pucciniomycetes; Pucciniales; Pucciniaceae
Exons: 1
Coding region: 1-3330 (1109 amino acids)
Biological process (GO): DNA integration
Molecular function (GO): nucleic acid binding; zinc ion binding
Source: RefSeq, a predicted model, not a curated record